Oryza brachyantha (malo sina) is the source of this 2565-nucleotide messenger RNA. Its product is annotated as UDP-glucuronate:xylan alpha-glucuronosyltransferase 1-like. Gene Ontology annotation, molecular function: glycosyltransferase activity. Gene Ontology annotation, biological process: xylan biosynthetic process. The transcript is spliced from 5 exons. Bases 316 to 2226 code for a protein of 636 amino acids. Lineage: Eukaryota; Viridiplantae; Streptophyta; Magnoliopsida; Poales; Poaceae. The record is from RefSeq and is a predicted model, not a curated record.
AGCGAGCUUUGCGAGAGGGAGAGGGGGAGAGAGAGAGGGGUGAGAGCCGGAGCCGCUCAUAGCCUGCCAAGAACGCUAGCUACGCCGCCACCAACUGAGCCCCCCCUGUCUCUUCCCGUGGCAAGCGCGGCCGGCCAUUUCCGCCGGCGCCGGCGCGCGCCCGGUGCGGUGCUCCUAAGUCCGCCACCUCUGCGGAUGAGAAGCGGCGCCACAGCGGCGGCGACAGUGUGGUCGGCCUCCGCCUGAGACCGGAGAGCCAGUCGACGGCCAGGGGGAAGAUUCGGGUGGACUGAGAGGGAAAGAACGGGAGUGGCCAUGGGUUCCUUGGAGACGACGAACACGCGGUACCGGCCGGCCGGAGCAGCUGAUGACACGGCUAAGAGAAGGACGCAGAAAAGCAAAAGUUUCAAAGAGGUUGAAAAAUUUGAUGUAUUCGUCCUCGAAAAAAGCUCUGGUUGCAAGUUCCGGUCCUUGCAACUUCUGCUCUUCGCCAUCAUGUCUGCUGCAUUUCUGACACUAUUGUACACUCCAUCAGUGUAUGACCAUCAGAUGCAGUCUAGUUCUCGGUUUGUCAAUGUUGGGUGGAUAUGGGAGAAGACCAUCCCUGAUCCACGAUAUGUAUCUUCAGUUGGUUUUCAGUGGGAGGAUAUAUAUAAAACUGUUGAAAAUAUAAAUGGCGGUGACCAAAAGCUCAAAGUUGGACUCUUAAAUUUUAAUAGCACUGAAAUUGGCUCAUGGACACAAUUGCUCCCAGAAAGUGACUUUUCGAUAAUCAGGCUAGAGCAUGCUAAGGAAAGCAUAACAUGGCAGACUCUUUAUCCUGAAUGGAUUGAUGAGGAGGAAGAAACAGAGAUACCAUCGUGUCCAUCACUUCCAGAUCCUAAUUUUCCAAGAGGGACACAAUUUGAUGUUGUUGCCGUGAAACUUCCCUGUACCCGAGCAGGUGGGUGGUCAAGAGAUGUUGCACGCCUGCAUUUGCAACUAUCUGCAGCAAAAGUGGCAGUGACUGCUUCAAGAGGCAAUCGUGGUAUCCAUGUUCUGUUUGUGACUGAUUGCUUCCCUAUUCCAAAUCUCUUCUCUUGUAAGAACCUUGUGAAACACGAAGGCAACGCGUGGAUGUACAAGCCUGACUUGAAGGCACUUAGGGAGAAGCUCAGACUUCCAGUUGGAUCCUGUGAACUUGCUGUUCCACUAAAAGCAAAAGCACGACUUUACUCGGUAGACAGACGGAGAGAAGCAUAUGCUACAAUUCUGCAUUCAGCAAGUGAAUACGUCUGUGGUGCAAUCACAGCUGCCCAAAGCAUUCGCCAAGCAGGAUCAACUAGGGACUUUGUUAUUCUUGUUGAUGAUACCAUAAGUGAUCACCACCGAAAGGGCUUGGAAGCUGCUGGGUGGAAGGUCAGAAUAAUACAAAGGAUCAGGAAUCCGAAAGCUGAGCGUGAUGCAUAUAAUGAAUGGAACUACAGCAAAUUCCGUCUAUGGCAGCUCACAGAUUAUGACAAAAUUAUAUUUAUUGAUGCUGAUCUCCUCAUUCUGAGAAAUGUAGAUUUUCUGUUUGCAAUGCCAGAAAUCACCGCUACUGGCAACAAUGCAACACUGUUCAACUCUGGAGUAAUGGUUAUUGAGCCUUCAAACUGCACAUUCCAGUUGUUGAUGGAGCACAUCAAUGAGAUAACAUCUUACAAUGGCGGUGAUCAAGGGUACCUGAAUGAGAUAUUCACAUGGUGGCAUCGAAUUCCGAAGCACAUGAACUUCUUAAAACAUUUCUGGGAGGGGGAUGAAGAGGAAGUGAAGGUGAAGAAGACAAGGCUGUUUGGUGCUGACCCACCAAUCCUCUAUGUCCUUCACUAUCUGGGUCUCAAACCCUGGCUGUGCUUCCGGGAUUACGACUGUAACUGGAAUGUGGAGAUACUGCGUGAGUUUGCCAGUGAUGUUGCGCAUGCCCGUUGGUGGAAGGUACAUGACAAGAUGCCAAAGAAACUUCAGCACUAUUGUCUUUUGAGAUCAAGGCAAAAGGCUGGGUUGGAGUGGGAUCGGAGGCAGGCCGAGAAAGCAAAUUUCACUGAUGGACAUUGGAGGCGGAACAUAACUGAUCCUAGGUUGAAAACUUGCUUUGAGAAGUUCUGCUUCUGGGAGAGCAUGUUAUGGCACUGGGGUGAGGCCAAGAACUCAACGAACGAAAACCCGGUGCCAGCGACACCUACUGCGAGCCUCUCAAGCUCAUGAGAUGUGUAGAUAGCCCUAUACCAGAUACAAACUUCUAAGCUCCAUACAUACAUAGCAACAGCUUGUAAAGGUAGCUAUGCUUAGGUUUUUCGACAAAACUAUACCUUGUGUUUGCUGUCAUGGCUACAGCUCUGCUUUGAUGGCUCACAUUUUUUUGGUUUUUUGGCCAAUAAUUCAUGAGUAUAGGUAAAUUUUCUGUUCAAGAAUUGUUUGGUCGGUUCGGGGUUGGUUGUUGCUCAGCUGCAAUAACCAAGUUUGAUGUAUGGGUUGUUGAACUGUUUCAGUGAUCAAAUCUGGAGUGAUGCAACAUGAGAUUGCUGACCAGCAAACACUGCCAAA